AUGGGGCCUUAUCAACCGGAACUGAAAGUAUUUCCUAACACUAAGUUUGGGGAUAAGAUGCGUCAAUUUAAUCCUGACUGGUAUAAGCCUCUAUAUUUUGGUUGGUUGGAAUAUAGCAUAAAAGAUGAUGCUGCAUUUUGUUUGUGUUGUUAUUUGUUCAAGAAUGAAUUUGAAAGUCGUGGUAAUGCGGGGAGAGCAUUUGUAGACAAUGGUUUUAGGAGUUGGAACCAUGGUCCGGUGAGACUUAAAUCACAUGUUGGUGAAGUAAAUAGUACUCAUAAUAAAUGUUUCAAUAGGAUGCUAGAUUUGAAAAAUCAACGUCAAUCGAUUCAAGCUUCUUUUUCGAAUCUCAAUGAGAAAGACAAGAGUGAUUAUCGAAUUCGCUUAAAUGCCUUGAUUUAUGUGGUAAGGUUUCUCCUAAGAAAUGGAUUAUCAUUUCGUGGUCAUGAUGAGAGUGAAGAUUCCGAAUACAAGGUCUUUUUCUUGAACUUUUGGAAUUUCAUGGAAAUAACCAUCCGGAUGUGGAAAAGAAUGCAAUUUAUUCUUUACUUGAGGAUCACUCGCAAUGUUUAUCGAAAUUACGUGGACAAGGGAAUACUUCGACAACACCAAGUGGAGAAGUUGGAAGAAUUGCUUAAAGUCGGAGAAAUUUUUACUGAGCAAGGAUUGAAUCAAGAACGUGGUCUCCAACGACCAGGUGAUACUCGUUGGGGAUCUCAUUUUAAGACCUUGGAAAAUUUCAUGAUUAUAUUUUCUUCAAUUGCUAAUGUGCUUAAAGAUAUGAAAGAAGAUUCUCCACUCAAGUUUGAUAGACUUGCAGUAGGAAAUCUUCUGGAUAACAUUCAGGAAUUUGAAUUUGUCUUUAUUUUGCAUUUGAUGUUCAAGAUGUUGCUUUUUGCAAAUGAAUUGAACAGAGCUUUAUAA
Lycium barbarum (goji berry) is the source of this 924-nucleotide messenger RNA. RefSeq lists its product as uncharacterized. Lineage: Eukaryota; Viridiplantae; Streptophyta; Magnoliopsida; Solanales; Solanaceae. The coding region runs from base 1 to 924 and encodes 307 amino acids. The transcript has 3 exons. The record is from RefSeq and is a predicted model, not a curated record.